AUGUCCGAGGCCGCAAAACCCGCCGCAAAACCCGCAGAGGAGCCGUCGACUGCCCAAGCUGAUUUCACAAAGUACAAGACCGCGGCGGACAUUGUACACAAUGUCAUGAAGAAACUUGUGGAGCUGAGUGUGGAGGGCGCGAAAGUGCUUGACCUCUGCGUAGAAGGUGACAAGCUCAUUGAACAAGGAACUGGCGCCGUGUACAACAAGUCGGCCAAGGGCGUGAAAGUUAGCAAGGGCCUUGCGUUUCCUACCUCCGUAUCCGUAAACAAUGCCGUGGCUCAUUUCUCACCGCUUGCAUCUGAUCCUCUGUCGGAGCAAACGCUCGCCCAGAACGAUGUCGUCAAGCUCCACGUUGGGGCGCACAUCGAUGGUUUCGCCGCGGUCAGCGCAGAGACCCUUGUAGUAGGCGCGACGGAGCAAGAUCCUGUUACUGGUAGGCGCGCAGAUGUCCUGAAAGCAGCCUGGAGCGCGGCGGAGAUCGCGAUGCGGCUCGUGAAAGUUGGAAAUAAGAACUGGACUAUCACUGACACCGUCAAUAAGGUGACCGCGGCGUGGGGCUGCAAAGCGGUCGAAGGGAUGCUGUCGUGCCAGCAGAUGCAAAAUGUAAUUGAUGGGAAGAAGCGCAUCAUUCUUAAUCCGUCUGAAGCACAGAAGAAGGAAUUCGAGACAGCAACAUUUGCAGAAAACGAAGUGUACGGCAUCGACAUUCUCAUUUCUUCCGGAGAGGACGGCAAGGCCCGCCUCGAAGAGUCGCGAACGACGAUCUACCAGAAGGACUCAAACGUCACAUAUCAACUCAAGAUGAAGACAUCGCGUGCUGUAUUCUCUGAGGUGCAAAAGAAGGCGGGAGCUUUCCCCUUCAACGUCCGCUCUCUAGAAGACGAGAAGCGAGCUCGGUUGGGCCUGCAGGAGGCUGUUCAACACGGUCUGGUCAAGCCUUACGAGGUCGUCUUCACACCUGCGAACACAUUCGUCGCUGGCUUCCACUUCACGAUCGCGCUUCUACCUGCCGGUCCUGCGAUGAUCUCUCAUCCUCCGGUCUGGUAUAAGCCUGAGUUAGUGAAGACAGAGAAGGAGCUGCAGGAUGAGGAGUUGAAGGAGCUCUUGACCAAACCAUUGCGCGAGGACAAGAAGAGCAGGAAGAAAAAGGCUAAGGCGGAGGAGAGUGAGACCGCAGAGGGUGCAUGA
Molecule: messenger RNA, 1191 nt
Organism: Sparassis crispa
Lineage: Eukaryota; Fungi; Basidiomycota; Agaricomycetes; Polyporales; Sparassidaceae
Product: Curved DNA-binding protein
Exons: 7
Coding region: 1-1191 (396 amino acids)
Source: RefSeq, a predicted model, not a curated record